AUGUCGUCUGUGCAUCCCCGUUCUCUUGCCCUCAUUCUGGCAGCUUGCAAGCACUGGUCCUCUCCACUCAAACGACUUCUACAACUUUGGCGUUACCUCAAACAGUUGUUGCGCGUCUGGAACUUCGUCGCCAGACUUCGUAGACCUCGUGGUGGUGGUGGAUCAUGUGGUGGGGAGAAUCAGGUCGCAGGGAUUGAGGACAUUCCGGUGCAAGGUGCGUCCUCCUACAGUCCACACCGUCCAGUGUUUGAUUCGUCCCUCGUAGGCACACGCUGCACGGAAGUUGUGAGGUUAGGAUUUUCCGUCCCGCGUCCAGAAGCCGUCACCAUCUGCGAGAGUAGAAGACCGCUCUCGGCCCUCGACCUUCACCUCGAUGUCCCCGGACAUGCCCACUUCCUCCAACCAGGCGACCUCCCCAGUCGCCCACAGUCGCUCGUUCUCCCCGGCCGUCCUCCCGCCGCACGGAGCGAACUACUGCGUCCCUACUCCCACUCAACCGGUUCGGGCUCCAAUAUCUCAGUCAGCAUAAGGUCUACCGGUUCUCCUGCCCGCAGAGGCAGGCACUUCGAAGUUGCUCAUCCCCGGCCUGACGCCAUCCCCAACUCUCGCGCCGCGGCUCGUGGAAUAACGCGUGUAGCGUCUCGUGCGCCGUCAAGAGCAACUUCAGCCUCGAGACGCUCCAGAGCUGCUUCGCGUACGCCCGCGCGUUCUGUCAUCGAACUUCCCAUUCCAUUGCCUCUGCCCGCAUCCGCGCCAACGAAGUCGACCACUCCAAGUCUGCGUACCAUGUCGGUUUCCGAGGCCCCUACACCCGAGAUUAUCAUCGCCACCCCACCUAUCCGCCAGGAGUUAUACCCGGUUACGGAAAUACCCCGCUAUGAUAGCUAUGCAACUAUCUCACCUGCUCGAGGUGACUGGGUUUUGACCCCCGUUACGACUGAUUUUCCUAUAGACAACGUGCCCGCAGGGUGGAAAGCAGUGACCCACCCGGAGGGACGACUGUAUUUCUAUGAUGACCGCCGACGCAUAUUCACAGACAACGAUGUUAGAGAGCCUGGUAUUGCGGCCAUGCUGGACACCUUCGCCCGGCAGCUCGAUGAGAUGAUACUUGAGCAAAGCCUCGAGCUUCCUGCCAACCACGAGUUGGUGCUCUUUCUCGAACCGAGAAAGUCUGCGCCUGGGGUGUUCAACUGGUGCUACUACUUCGUGGACCACUCCACGAGAACCCUGUUUUGGAUUCAUGAAUGCGACCCCGUCGAGACCUUGGACAUCAGAGAGGUUAUCGCCCUCAAGGCGCCGUAUGACAUUCGUCAUGAGAUUCAGUCAAAAUACUGGAUGCACAUUGAAAUGUACCCUCAUCAACGUCAUAUUACUCCUGAUGUCUACACCGAAUUGACGGGCAUGUUGACCUUCGCUAGCAUGGACAGUACCACGUCAAUGACAUCUACAGUUGCUUACCGCGGUGACGAUGUUCAUCGUAUGAUUACUUUGGUGAAGAUUGCUAAAAGUGUGGAUGGAACCGACUAUGCAACAGCUGUCAUCGGCCGGCUUAUGUGCACAUGGACACACUACCGUUUCUUCAACUUCUAUGGGCAAACCCACGCCCGUCUAAAUCGCGAUCAGAGUGUGUACCACGGGGUCAAGAAGCGGCGAACUCUCCUCAUCAGAUUCUUCGCUCCCUUUUUCUGGAAUGCACCACACGUGCACUUGCGCAGCCUCGAGAAGAUUUACAUUGACGAAGUCAUCACAAUCAUCCCAUGGGGUGGUUUCAUCAGCAAGCUUCAAAACGAGUGGCAGGAGUUCGUCCUCUACGCAACGGUGUUGCUUAACGCCAACGUCGCGUUCCUGGCCAUCCCCAGUGUCGACACUGGCAGUCUCGAUCACGUCACUCCGGCCCGGAUUAGCAGUUUCCUGUCAAUUGUCACAAGUGUCGGGAGCAUCCUGCUCGGGCUGCUCCUUAUCCGCCAACACCGCGUCAAGUCCAAGGACACGGCAGAGGAAGCACACCGGUUCCUCCGAUCACGCAAGCACAAGGGUCUUGGUCUCGAGACACUCGCUAUCAUCUACAGCCUACCCUACGCGCUCCUCAUGUGGGGGAUGAUCACUUUCCUCCUCGCCUUCUCCUUCGAAUGCUUCAGCGUCCAAACACACUCCUCCCUCUUCCUCACGGGCGCCGGCUGGGUCAUCAUCGGCCUCCUCGUCUGCUGGACCAUUAUCACCGGCUGGGAGAGCGGCGAGACAUCGCGUUGGGCGGUCUACAAGGAACGUUUCAGGAUGUUCUUCUCCAAGGACGAUGAGGACGAGGACGACGGCGCGUCGGAGAAAGAAGGCGGCUCGGCGGCACCAAGUGAAAAACGGAGCUCGGCGAGCGACAAGCGGCAGUGGUGGUCCCGUGUGCGGCGUUCCCUCCGGCACUCGCUGGACUUCGCGCGGUUGAACGACACACCGUUGCCGGCGGUGCGCUCAAGACCACCCUCGAUGCACGUAUAG
Messenger RNA from Epithele typhae, 2490 nucleotides. RefSeq lists its product as uncharacterized. The record is from RefSeq and is a predicted model, not a curated record. The coding region runs from base 1 to 2490 and encodes 829 amino acids. Lineage: Eukaryota; Fungi; Basidiomycota; Agaricomycetes; Polyporales; Epitheliaceae. The transcript is spliced from 10 exons.